AUGAUAAUAAAAGUAGAAGCAGAAGUCGCAGUAAGUCUAGCAAAAGGAACAAUUAACAUAACCAACCCUAAAAUUAGAAAUCUCAAAAAGAAGGAAAUUGUUACUAAAAUGAUAAUAAAGAAUAUAUAUCUCACAAUUCUAGUCCAAUUAGAUUAUAAGAAGAACAUCAUAUUAGCGAUGAACAUACUAAAAAGCAAAGAAGAAUAUAAGAUCUUAGAUUAGAAUUAAAAGAUCAAUCUAGCGCCUAAUAAUUAAUUUUAAAUACAGUGUGAAAAUUUAGAUUUGGGCAAUAGACAUUAUACAACGAUUCCUCUACCUUAGAAGGAUCUUAAUAGUAACAUAAAGGAGUCCCUUGAUAAAUAGGUAUAUGAAAUGAUCACGAUAAAUGACAGUAGCCAAGAAGACAACCGAGAUGCUGGCAGUAUUGGAGAUAAGACAGGGCAUCAUCAUGAUAUCGAUUAAGUUGAGAAUUCUAAAAUGGAUUCAACAAGAAAUGGCCAACUAGGAUAAAAAAUACCAAAAAUUUAGAAAACAAAAAUAAAAAGAGAAUCGUAAUAACAAACUAAAUAAACAAAAUAAUCUUUUGAUUGUAUAGAUUUAACUAAGGAUGAUACUAUCUUAUCCUUUUUUGGACUUAAUCAUCCAAUGUUAUAAAGUUCUUUGGAAUACAAUAAAAAUGAAUUAUUCGAAUUAGUGGAGCCUUAUGAAUAUUAAUGUGGAAAUUUCAUGAUUAGUUUAGGAAUACAAGGCCAUUAUACUGCUAUUGUCACUCUGCCUAGUCUAUCCUAAAAGAAGGCUGUUUAUUAUUUAUUUAUGAAGUUCCAAUUUGAUCAAAAAAACGUUUAUUGCAUGAUCCCUGAAGAUGACUAAACAAUAUUACUGGUUAAUUCUAAUAUUUAAACACUUUAUUAUUACUGUAACUCAAAUACUCAAUAAAAGGGAAACCAUAAAACAACCUUCUAAGAAAGCAUCCUGAAAUACAAAUUUCCAUAUAUCUUUCCAACUCUAAUCCGAAAAUUUGUAGUUUCUUAUUAAAAAAAUGAUUAAUAGAUUCGAUAUCAAAUCAAUUAUGAUUCGCAUGCUAUUCAACUGGCAAUUGAAGAUUAUUAUUAGGAUAUUCCUGGGCAUUUAAUAACAGGUACUAGUCAUCCUAUAUUGAAAAUUCUUUUUAUUAAAACGCAAAAUAAUUAGAUUCCUUAAUUUUACUACAAGUUUUUAAGUGUUCCACUCUAUGAAGGACAAUUCAGUUUGAAGGCUUCACUUCUACAAAAUUCCAAUUUAAUUGUUGUAGAGAGAAGGUUCUUAAGUCCCUUCUGUUAUGGCAUCCAUUCAAUCAAAAUCGAAGUCAAUCGAAUUACAAAUGUUAUUAUAAUGAAAUAAUCUGGAAAAGAUUAAGAAAUUCAAUCAAAAAAUAUUCAAUAAUUUUGGGAUGAAGUCCAUUAAAAAUAUCUUUAAUUAUAUCCUUCGAAAUUGUUAUAUAAUUACUUUGUAGAACUCAUAAACUAGGAUAGAAAAGUGUUAGAAAAGUAUAAGAAAUGGAAUCAAUUAAAUGAGUACUUGAGUAAAUCUCAGUAAUUCAAACCUAAUAAGUAGAAUGAGAAGCCCAUUAUCCUCAAUAAUAAGGAAUUCUUUUGUUUUUCUAUAGAGGACAUAAAAAAUGGAAACAGAAUUAAAUAUUAAUGAUAAAUAUGAAUAAAUUAUAGUUUGUCUUUAAAUUUUCAAAA
Paramecium tetraurelia is the source of this 1724-nucleotide messenger RNA. RefSeq lists its product as uncharacterized. The transcript is spliced from 4 exons. Lineage: Eukaryota; Ciliophora; Oligohymenophorea; Peniculida; Parameciidae. The record is from RefSeq and is a predicted model, not a curated record.